UUAAAAAUUCGCAAAGUGCGAAUAACCCCUCCAACUCCUUCAUAUUUACAAAAACAAACUCAUCAUCAUCAUCAUCAUCUAAUGUCCCGUCGCCGGCGAGCGGCGGAGCGGCGAAUCCUCCAGCUCCUUCAAGACCAAAAAGCCCGCAUCUUCACCGACGAGCUUCUCGCCCACAUCCUCCGCCACCACCUCCACUUCUCCCCUUCUCUCCUCCUCUUCUUCAACUCCCUCCUCAAAUCCCAUUCUCUCUCUCCCUCCUCCUCCCACCUUUCCCUCCCUCUCUUCUCCCUUCUCCGCCACCUCUCCCUCUUCCCCAACCACCUCACCUUCCCUCCUCUCCUCAAAUCCCUCUCCAACCUCCGCCACCUCAUCGCCGGCCAAUCCAUCCACGCCACCACCAUCAUCUCCGGCUUCCACUCCUACCCUUCCAUCUCCAUCGCCACUCUCGAUCUCUACUCGUCUUGCCACCACCUCCACGACGCCCGCAAUGUGUUCGACGAAAUGCCCCACCGAGACGCCGUCGUCUGGAACAUCCUCAUCAACGCCUUCUCCAAAGCCGGCGACUUGCAAAACGCUUACCUCUUCUUCCGCCGCGCCGACCACCGCAACACUGUCACCUGGAACUCUAUCAUCAAUGGCUUCGCCAAAGCUGGGAAGGAUGAAGCCGCCAUGGAUCUCUUCAAGGAGAUGUGGGAUGCGGGGAUUGAGCUUGAUGACGCUACACUCGCCACCGUCUUGCCGGUGUGCGCCCGACUCGGCGCUGUCCACGCCGGGAGGUUGAUCCACGACCACGCUCGCCGGCGAGGGCUAUUGAAAGACGCCGUGAACAAUGUCCAUGUGCUGAACUCUUUAAUAGAUAUGUACUGUAAAUGCGGGGACUUGGUCACUGCACGGAAGGUGUUUGAUGAAAUGCCCAAGAGAAGUGUGGUCUCAUGGAAUGCAAUGAUCAAUGGUUUGGGUUCAAAUGGGCGUGGAGAAGAUGGUUUGGAAUUGUUUGAAUCGAUGAUGAGGAGUGGUUUUCGGCCGAAUGCCGGUACUUUUCUUGGAGUUCUUGGGUGUUGUAGGCACACGGGGAUGGUCGGGAAAGGCCGGGAGGUGUUUAGGGUGAUGGCGGCGGAGUAUGGAGUGGAGCCGGAGAUUGAACACUAUGGUUGUAUGGUUGAUCUUCUCGGUAGAUGCGGGUUUGUGAGGGAAGGUUAUGAGUUGAUUACUAGGAUGACUAUGAGGCCGAGUGCCGCAAUUUGGGGAGCUCUUUUAAGCUCUUGUAGGAACUACGGUGAUGUCGAAAUGGCGGUGGUGGCUGCAAAGGAGCUUGUAGAGGUUGAGCCUUGGAAUUCUGGUAACUAUGUGUUGUUGUCCAAUGUUUAUGCGGAAGCUGGGAGAUGGGAGGAUGUGGAGAAGGUAAGGAUUUCGAUGAAGGAGCAGUGUGUAAAGAAGGCAGCGCCCGGACAGAGCUUGAUAGGAUUAAGCAGUAGUGUGGGUCUUUAAUAAGUAAUACCAAUACAGUGAUAAGUCGUCAACAUGUUCCUAACCUAUUAUUGUUAUCGUCGAUGGAAAUAAACACAAGUUCAACAUAGUUCUAGCCGGAGUUUGGCUGUGUUCCAUAUUUACUCUCAAGAAUGCCUAAACCCUAUAUUUAUUAUCAAUGCCAAAUUGACAAAAUUUAACCAGUCAAGAAUUCCGGUAUUUUUCCAGUCUAGAUGUCAAGCAUGAUCAAGUUAUGUAUUUGGUUCGGUGUCCUGAAAUUUGUUCUGCAUUAAGAAAGUUGAAAGCUAUAAGAAUUAAUAUUCAGUUGAAGUACCUGGACUUGCGCCUCAAGAUACAGCAACUGGAGCUGCUACAAC
Molecule: messenger RNA, 1844 nt
Organism: Dioscorea cayenensis subsp. rotundata (Guinea yam)
Lineage: Eukaryota; Viridiplantae; Streptophyta; Magnoliopsida; Dioscoreales; Dioscoreaceae
Product: pentatricopeptide repeat-containing protein At1g09190
Biological process (GO): RNA modification
Molecular function (GO): protein binding; RNA binding
Source: RefSeq, a predicted model, not a curated record